CCUUGAACUUCUGGGCUCAAGCUGCUCCCACCUCAGCCUCUUGGGUAGCUGGGGCUACAAGCAUAUGCCACUGUGUUUGGCUAAUUUUUAAAUUUCUUGUGGAGACAGGGGCUCACUGUGUUGCUCGGGCUGGUCUCAAAUUCCUGGCCUCAAGUGAUCCUCCUGCCUUGGCCUCCCAAUUUGCUUGGAUUACAGGAGUGAGCCAUUGCACUGGCCCCAGAGAGGUGGCCGAGUUGCAGACGCAGAGAUGCAGAUCUUUGUGAAGACCCUCACAGGCAAGACCACCACCCUUGAGGUCGAGCCCAGUGACACCAUUGAGAAUGUCAAAGCCAAAAUUCAAGACAAGAAGGGUAUCCCACCUGACUGGCAGCAUCUGAUAUUUGCCAGCAAAGAGCUAGAGGAUGGCCGCACGCUCUCAGACUACAACAUCCAGAAAGAGUCCACCCUGCACCUGGUACUGUGCCUGCGAGGUGGCAUUGAGCCUUCCCUCCACCAGCUUGCCCAGAAAUACAACUGCGACAAGAUGAUCUGCCGCAAAUGCUAUGCUCGCCUGCACCACUGUGCUGUCAACUGCCGCAAGAGGAAGUGUGGCCACACCAACAACCUGCGCCCAGGAAGAAGGUCAAAUAAACCUCUUCCUUCCUGGAAGGGCAGCCUCCUGCCCAGGCCCCAUGGCCCUGGAGCCUCAAUAAAGUGUCCCUUUGGUUGACUGGAGCAGCAAAAAAAAAAAAAAAAAACUUUGGCAAGAAAACAAUUAUCAAUGUGAAUCAGGAAGAAUUAUUUUUUAAAUGAGGUGGACAAAACUGAGUUUCGUCUUAAAGGACAAAUUCUUCAGCUUACCCUGCAGGCUGCCCACACUCCUUCUGGGAGGACUUCUCCACACUAGCUGUAUCUUGCUGCUCAGCCUCUGCUCCUGGAGUCCUGGAACACAGGCAUUUGUAUCUUUUAAAAAAAUACAACCAGUAAAUAUAUACCAAAUGUGGAGGUGGGUCAAAGAGAUGGCUCUAUCAGGAUCUGAUAAAGUCUAUGAGCCAGAAAACUGACCUAAGGUCAUAAAGGUUCGAAUAGUUUGAGGGGGCACAAGGGCCUUCUGGGUUGCUAUAAAUGUUCUGUAUCUUGAUCUGAGUGGUGGCUACAUAGGUGCACUUCACCUAGGCUGCAGUGCAAUGGUAUGACCAUGGCUCAUUUGGCCUCUAACUCUUAGGCUCAAGCAAUCCUCCCACUUCAGCCUCCUGAAUAGCUAGGGCUACAGAUGUGCAACACCACACCCAGCUAAUGUUUUAAAUUUUUUGUUGUUUAGACAGGGUCUCACUAUGUUGCACAGGCUGAUCUUGAUCUCCUGAGCUCAAGCAGUCCUUCUGCCUCAGCCUUCCAUAGCGCUGGGAUACAGACACGAGCCACUGUCCUUGGCUUUCAAUGAUAAAGUUUUAAAAAAAGGACCCUAUGUGGAUCUACAAUAGGGAGCUUUGCCCUCAAGAUAAGAAUAAUCAUUCCCUAGUAUAAGCCCCAGUAAAAAAGAAACAGGAGCAAACAGCAACAUUGUUUAAAAUCAGGGCAAAAAGUAAUGAGAGAUGUGGUUCUAUCCAAGAGACAAACUGCCCAUGGAUGGAACUACAUUUUGCUAUAUACAUAACCACUCAGAGAGAAAGAAAGUCAAAACCCAGAAAACUCCCAAGUAAUGCAGCUUGAACAGAAGAGUGUCUCUCCUAGAAGGCUACCACAUUAACAGCCCCUAGUUUCCAGCAUGAAAUCCCACAGACCCAGCAUAGCUAGUAUUUGGCUCUCUCACCCUGUG
Messenger RNA from Callithrix jacchus (white-tufted-ear marmoset), 1795 nucleotides. The record is from RefSeq and is a predicted model, not a curated record. Lineage: Eukaryota; Metazoa; Chordata; Mammalia; Primates; Cebidae.